GUUAACAGUUAACAUGGGGUUAAAAAUUAGGCCAUUGGUUUCUGCUCUGAGAGUAAAUUCGCGUCUAUUUUCAACAUGCAAGCGUUCAAGCCAAUUCAACGAACCUCUCUCCGGUCACAGUAUGGCCAGAGCAGGAGGAAUUGCAUCCAUGAUGCGACUGCCAGUGCAGGAAACAGCAAAUGGCCUACAUGCAUGUUUUGUUGGAGUACCAUUGGAUAUUGGGACGUCCAAUAGAUCUGGCACCAGAUAUGGACCUAGACAAAUCAGAGCAGAAUCUGCUUUAAUUAGGAAAUGUAACAAUGCAACAGGAGCAUCACCAUUUGAUUCUUUCCAAGUUGCAGAUGUAGGUGAUGUCAACAUUAACUUAUACAAUUUACCCAAAGCAUGUGAAGACAUAAGAAAACAUUUUUUGAAGAUCAUCAAUACAGGAUGUAUUCCUUUAGCUCUUGGUGGAGAUCACACAAUGACUUAUCCUAUUCUACAGGCUAUUAAGGAGAAACAUGGACCAGUUGGAAUGGUACACAUCGAUGCUCACUCUGAUACAAACGAUGUUAUGUUGGGUGAAAAGAUUGCUCAUGGUACACCAUUUAGGCGUGCAAUAGAAGAAGGAUGUUUAGAUGGUAAAAGAGUGAUCCAGAUUGGAUUAAGGGGGAGUGGUUAUAGUACCUCGGAUUAUGAUUGGGCUAAACAACAGGGUUUCCGCUGUGUGCAGGCUCAUGAAUGUUGGUAUAAAUCAUUGACACCUCUGAUGGAAGAGGUACGACAAAUGAUGGGAGAUAAGCCUGUUUAUAUAUCAUUUGAUAUUGAUGGACUAGAUCCCUGCUAUGCUCCAGGAACAGGUACUCCAGAAGUAGGUGGAUUAACUGUCAUACAAGGUCUAGAAAUUCUCAGAGGUUGUAGAGGUUUGAAUGUAAUUGGAGGAGAUUUAGUGGAGGUGUCACCUCCAUAUGAUACAACAGGUACUACAGCUUUGGUUGGAGCCAAUAUGUUGUUUGAAAUGUUGUGUGUUCUUCCAGGUGUCAUAUAUAAGUAAAAAUAUAGUAGGAAACCUGAUAUUGCAGUAGCCAUUUAUGAAAUUUUUGUGCCAUACUUAUCAGGAACUAUGAAUCACAGCUUCCGCAGAGCAUGCUUUACUAUAUGACAUGUGCUUUAUUAUGCCUCGUCAACUUCCCACUUAUUUCAACAUCAGAUAUUAGCCUGCUAUUUUUGGGAAAAAAAAAUUUAUAAGGGUUUUAAAAAUUAUUAUAAUUUCAUUGCUCAUAUUAAACAAAAUUUAAGCAGAACAGUUAUGAUCUCUUAAAAAAAAUAGAACCAACAUCUUAUAUUGGGAUUUAAAAUCAAAAGAUCGAAGAUGAAAGUAUCAUAUAGUUUGAAACAAACAAAUGUUAUUCCUUUUUCAGUGCAAAUUUCAUAAAGUUUUAUUCUAUAAGUGGCUGUAUAUGUUGCAGCUGGUAAUUUUAGUGUACUUUUUAAUUGGCAUUUUCUUUUCUUGUUUUGUUGUAUGUAGUUGUGCAAUAGUUUUGGAAUAUAAAAAAAAUACAGUUAUAGUAUUUUGAUUAAAAAAGAGAACCUUUUCAUAUAAACAGAGAAUAUUUAUAUAUUUUUAUAUUUACAUAUACAAUGUAGUACUUUAGAUGCUAUGUAAUUUUUUAAAUGAGUAAACAGAGAAUGAAAGUAAUCUAGAAUGUUUAGUCUCUGAAUUCAGAAUAUUGAUACAUUUUGUAAAAACAUUGAAUCAAUUAAACUUGGUUUUGUUGUAGUAAUUACUAAUAUUAUUUGAGGGAAUUUAAUGUUUUCUAUGUUCACUAUUAGUUCAUUUAAACAGAUUUUGUUAAAUAUCAUUAUUUGUUAUGUUCAAAGAAAUGAUUUUUCUAUAGUCUUGGACUCUUGGGUAUAUUUUGUUGAAGCAUUUAACAUUUUACAUAGGAAUUCACUGUUUACAUCAACAUUUGAAGCCUUAAUGUCUAUUGUUUUAAUACUUCCAGUUAAAGAUAAAAAAAGACACAAAAGAAGCAAACAAUGAUACUGUGUAUAAUGUCUAGAUUUUGUGAGACAGUGAAAUAAUACAACAUGGUUUAUAGAUUGAAGAAUUCUCUACUGAUUUGAUAACAUGUUACCGAUUUGAUAAAUGUCACUGCAUUUGUAGCCAAAGUUAUGGUAACCAUGCAUUACUGUAAAAUGUUUAGUCAGUCAAUAUAUACUUUAUGAUGUACAAUUUCAUAUACAAAUGUACAUGUAUGCAAUAAUGGUUAGUUCUCAUAUUUUUUUUUUCGUAGUAAUUUAUAUUGAUCCAUUUUAUUUGGACAUUUAUUGCAUUUAUAAUUGUUACUUAUACCAUAUUUACAAAUGAAUUAAAUCAUUUUAUAAAAAA
Mytilus californianus (California mussel) is the source of this 2371-nucleotide messenger RNA. Its product is annotated as agmatinase, mitochondrial-like. The transcript is spliced from 8 exons. NCBI's taxonomy places the organism in Eukaryota, Metazoa, Mollusca, Bivalvia, Mytilida, Mytilidae. Gene Ontology annotation, molecular function: metal ion binding; agmatinase activity. The coding region runs from base 14 to 1033 and encodes 339 amino acids. The record is from RefSeq and is a predicted model, not a curated record.